Messenger RNA from Rubroshorea leprosula, 717 nucleotides. Lineage: Eukaryota; Viridiplantae; Streptophyta; Magnoliopsida; Malvales; Dipterocarpaceae. The record is from the annotation of a GenBank genome assembly.
CCACACAAAAAAAUUAUCUAUCUCCCCAACAACAAUAUCCACCUCUUUUAUCUUUCAUAUAGCCAUGGGACUCAAGAAAAUCAUCUUCACCAUCGCCGUCACCAUGGCUAUAACCAUCACCCUCGGCAUGAACCACAUUGGUCAGCUGGUCGAGAAGAAGCUACCUUCUGACGCCUCUUCAUCUUCCACGGUGGACCUUGGUGACAUGCAAGAAAUCAAGCCAAUGCCUUCCAAGAGGUUGGGCCGCUUCCUCACGGAGGACCACAAGAACCCUAGGGCAGGGGGGUACCACCACUGCUACAAGGACAACCAAAUUUGCUAUGCCUCCAAAGGGUACAACUCCACAUGCUGCAACAAGAAGUGCAUGGACUUGUCCGAGGACAAACACAACUGCGGUGCAUGCAAGAAGAGGUGCAAGUUUACGGAGGAGUGUUGCCAGGGACGGUGCGUCAAUAUAGCAUUUGACAAGAGGCACUGCGGCCGUUGCAACAACCAGUGCCCGCUCGGGGAGUAUUGUGUCUAUGGGAUGUGUAAUUACGCGUAAUUAAGAGAAAGACUACAAUCUUGUUUGUUCGUGAGGUUCGUGAUCAAUUUAUUUAUAAUACAAUAAAUAAGCCACAUUUGAGUGAUUUCUCGCAUACAUAUAUAGUUAUAAUUAAGUACAUUGCAUAUGUUCAUCCAAAUGUAAUGAUCAUAUAAGAAAAUUAAUUUUAAGUA